AUGGCCAAAGUCAAGAUAUCAGCAAAGACUAUCCAUGUGAAACGUCAGGGAUUACGGAACAGAGUCGUCAAGAUGAAAAGAAUCUCGUCGAUUAGAAAGGGUAUUUGGCGAAGAAGCGGGAAAAGCCAGCAUGAUAAGGUACAAUUAGAAGAAUCAGCACAGGAAGACGUGGAAGAAGAGCCAGAGGAGGAGGAAGAUGUGUCCGAUCUACCGCUAGAUAAAUCAGAUUUCUGCGCAUUUUUUCGACAGAUCGCUGCAAAGAUGCAUAUCAACCUUCGUUGCGCCGAUGACGAAAUCAAAACUCUCGAAGGAAAAGAAGAGCCCGAAAUAACCAUGAUUCUCACAAUGGCGAAUCGCACUGCGUCUCAUGUCAACAGAGUUACAGUCACUGAGGAUUUGCAGUUGGUUAGUCGGUUGCGAUUAAUGAUGACGGGCAAGAAUUGA
Molecule: messenger RNA, 444 nt
Organism: Glarea lozoyensis ATCC 20868
Lineage: Eukaryota; Fungi; Ascomycota; Leotiomycetes; Helotiales; Helotiaceae
Exons: 3
Coding region: 1-444 (147 amino acids)
Molecular function (GO): protein heterodimerization activity
Source: RefSeq, a predicted model, not a curated record